Messenger RNA from Sitodiplosis mosellana (orange wheat blossom midge), 1871 nucleotides. Its product is annotated as 3-hydroxyisobutyryl-CoA hydrolase, mitochondrial-like. Gene Ontology annotation, biological process: L-valine catabolic process. Gene Ontology annotation, molecular function: 3-hydroxyisobutyryl-CoA hydrolase activity. The coding region runs from base 248 to 1438 and encodes 396 amino acids. The transcript has 5 exons. Lineage: Eukaryota; Metazoa; Arthropoda; Insecta; Diptera; Cecidomyiidae. The record is from RefSeq and is a predicted model, not a curated record. Gene Ontology annotation, cellular component: mitochondrion.
UAGAUUCUUUGGGAAGGCGAAAUUGAAUUCGUUGGGAUUCUGAAAUAAGUGUCUAUAAUAUGUUUUUUUCUAAUAAAUACUAACGUGUGCAACAAUUUUUAUUUAUUGGUAACGUGAAAGAAAGUAGGUAGUUGUUUCAAGGUGUUUAUUAUCGUGACUGUUGCAUUUCUUAUCAUUUCAUCUUCAUGAAAAUGGUUUUUGUUCGCAAAAUAACAAUAAUUGAUACAGAAAUAUAUUUUCUUUAGGAAUGAUAGCAAAAUUAUUCAAUCGACCAGUAUGUGCAAUACUGAGAAUAAGCACAAGAUUCAAAGCUACAGAAGCAAAUAACUAUGUUGUAGCCAAGGAAGUAGGUGAUAAAGGGAUAUUAACACUGAACCGACCAAAUGCGUUGAAUGCAAUCAACAUUGAUAUGCUCAAAAUACUUGCGGCAACAAUACAGAAAUGGAGUGACACCAAAUCUUUGAUAAUUGUCAAGGGACUUCCAGGAAUAGCAUUUUCUGCAGGAGGUGAUUUGAUUGGAUUCGAUGUAAACAAAGACAAUCCUAACUAUGGAAGAGAGGUUUGGCAAACCGAAUUGGUAAUGAAUCACACGAUUGCAAAUAUGAAAAUUCCAUACGUUGCGCUCAUCGAUGGUGUCACAAUGGGCGGAGGUGUAGGCAUUUCAGUUUAUGCUAAAUAUUGCAUUGCUACGGAAAAUACCCUAUUCGCAAUGCCAGAAUCAGCUAUUGGUCUUUUUCCUGAUGUGGGCGCGUCGUACUUUUUCUCACGGCUUCAAGGGAAACUUGGCUAUUACCUGGGAUUGACUGGUCUCUAUUUUGCUUUGAAAGAAUUUUUGCUCAGUACUUCUGCAUAUGUUCCCUUAGGCCAAGACGUGUUACAUGCUGGUCUUGCCACACAUUACUGCCGAAGUGCUGAACUUCAGAAAAUGGAGAAGGCACUACUAAAAUUGAAGGAUACUAAACACGUCGACGAUGUCAUCAAUGAAUUCUGUCCAAAGCCCAAUUCAGAAUUCAGCCUAUCUAAAAAUAUCGAUCAAAUCGAUAAAUGUUUCAACGCGUCCUCUGUUGAAGAAAUUCUAGACAAUUUAGAGAAGGACAACAGUGAAUGGGCUAAACAAACAACCAAAACUCUUCGACAACUCUGUCCAACCAGUGUGAAGAUUAUGUUCCGUAAUUUGCAACUCGGUUCAAAUCAAUCAUUUGCCGAAUGCUUGCAGAUGGAAUAUCGUGUGGUACUUCGUGUGAUUGCCGGCAAAAAUUUUAUUGAAGGGUGUCGUGCUUUGCUAAUCAGAAAAGAUAAAAACCCGAAAUGGGAUCCAUCACGUAUCGAAGAUGUCACCGAGGAAGAAAUAUUGGCGCUUUAUGAACCAUUGCCAAACAACGAAUACGUGAAAUUGAAAGACUCCAGUGCUCUAAAUCAAUAUGGAAUCGAAAAAUAAUGUCAAUAAGAAACUAUGAAUAUAUGUGAAUAUUCUGAAAAUAGCUAAAAAAAAGCACCGAAAAAAUGAAUUUUUCUGUUAUUAUUUUUGUGGAGGGUCUUGUAUUAUUUCGGGGAGUUUUUUUUAUUUUACUUUUCCGCAAACAAAGUUUGUUAGGAAAAGGAUUUUGGGAAGGGUUUUUAAAAUAAUUAAUUUGAUUUGUUUAUUUCAGAAACUUGUUCUUCUAAUUUGACUCGAAAUUGUAAAACAAGAAAAAAGUUUCAUAAAUUUUAUUAUAGAUUUAAUUAAAUAAUUUAUUUAUUUAUUGAUCUAAUGCAGAUCCUUUACAAUAAUCGUCUAACUUAAAUCGUUUUUAAAUAUUUGUACGUGAAUUUAAUAUCAUCAAGAACGAUGUAAGAAAAAUCUAGUAUGAAUAAAAUUGUUAUGUUUCGAA